Molecule: messenger RNA, 1929 nt
Organism: Colletotrichum higginsianum IMI 349063
Lineage: Eukaryota; Fungi; Ascomycota; Sordariomycetes; Glomerellales; Glomerellaceae
Product: C6 zinc finger domain-containing protein
Exons: 5
Coding region: 1-1929 (642 amino acids)
Biological process (GO): regulation of DNA-templated transcription
Cellular component (GO): nucleus
Molecular function (GO): DNA-binding transcription factor activity, RNA polymerase II-specific; transcription cis-regulatory region binding
Source: RefSeq, a predicted model, not a curated record
AUGGACCCGCCGCCCAAGAGCCCCGCGUCGGCGCAGAGGGAUGCCUCGCCGAGCCCCCCGGUGCCGAACCGGAUCCGGCGCAACACAGCCUGUACGAGCUGUCGCGACUCCAAGCUCGAGAAGGAGGUCCAGACCAUCAAGAAUGCCGUCAACCCGAGCCCAGUCUCUGUCGCCGCUGCCCUCCCGUUUCCGAGCCCGAACACGGCGUACCCGGCCGUCGGCGUCUUCUCAGAUCACGGCCGCCCGCCCCCGUCCGCGUCGCGCGUGAGCCUGCCGGCCCUGUCUCCCGUCCCGCGGCCCCAUCCCGAGCAGGUCCCGACCCCGACGCUGACGUCGCACACAACCCCAACGGCGCCCGCGAGGCAGCCCGCACAGCCGCGCGCGCUGGGGUCCAAGGUAUUGCCAGGCGAAGACAUUGAUUUCUACUUUGAUCACUACUUUGAGCACUUCCACCCCUACUUCCCCAUCGUCCGCUUCCAGGAUCCGGACAGGCUGUACAGACAGUGCCCAGUCCUCUUCUGGACUAUCAUCGCCGUGUCAUCGCGCCGGUACACGCGGGACGCGGGCCUUUUCCCCUUCCUCGUAGAGAACCUGCCCCGCGAGGUCUGGGCUGCCGUGUCGGCGCCGCCCAUCAGCAUGUCAACCAUCAACGCGCUGCUGGUGCUGUGCGCGUGGCCGCUACCGACGAUCCGCUUCCUCAACGACCCGAGCUCGUCCUACGUUGCCAUCGCGCAGAACGCCGCCCUAGGCCUGGGCUUGCACACUGGCCGCAACCACCCCGAGUUCUGCAUCGGGAUGCAUCGGCAGACGGACAUCACAGACGAGGAGGCGUGCUUCGCGUGGAUGGGGUACAACAUCCAGGCACAGAGGGUCGCGUCGAGCAACGGGUUCCCGCCGCCGGCCGGGUUCUUCAACGAAGCCGUCAACAGGGCCGCCGGCGGGCGGUCGCUCCCCGACGCCUUGGGGUAUUUUGGCCUCUUGUACGAGAUGCAAAAAUUUUCCAACCGGGUGAGCCGGACCGUCUCCGCUGUUACGGAGGAAGGCGAGGGCGUGCCCGACACCGUGAUCCAGCUGCUAGAGGACGAGAUGAACAAGCUGAGACAGCUGCAGUCUCGACACAACUCGGACCUCGACCUCUUCACCAUCCUUGCGGUCCAGUUUGAGCUGCAGUCGUACCACUUCGUCCCCCUCGCGUCCGUCGACAAGUCGACCUUCCGGCAUAACGUCAACCGCGCCUACAGCACGGCGCAGGCCCUGAUCAACCUGAGCCUGCGCCUCGAGGCGUCGCGCCGCUUCCUCUCGCACGCGCCUUACCACGUCUUCCGCACCAUCCUCGACGCCGCUGCCGUCGUCUUCGACGUGCUGUUCUCGGGCCACGCCACCGACGUCGAGCUGGCCAACGCCGAGGUGUCGAUCCGGAACUCUCAGGAGGCCCUACGCCGGUGCUCCGUGCAGGAGGGCGACUUCCCCAUGCGCGCGCUGCGCAUGUCAGAGAGCUACUGGAGCCUGCGGCACAUGAUGCCCGCGCUCGAGGCGCCCAUCUCGCAGUACCCGCACCGCACCGGCGCCGUUAUCGCGUUUGGGACGCUCAGGAGGUGGAAGAAGGAGCUGGAUCAGGCGAGGGUCGAAUACGGCGGCGGCGGCAGUGGUGGCGGCGGUGGUGGCCAGGGGACGACGACGGGUAUAGGGGGCGUGGGAGCGGGAGCGGUGGCGGGAGGGACGCCGGCUGCGUCGAUGCGUGAGUGCAGGGCGCGCGGGUCCGGUGUGAGCGUUGCUGACCUUGUGGUAGCGGCGGCGGGGGCCGCGGACGCGGGCAGCGCGGUGCCGACGAGCGAUCUGUUGCAGGACAUCGACUGGUCGAUGCUGAUGGACGACUUUGACUGGACGGCUGGCGGCGGAGGGGAGCCGAAUUUCCUUGGGCUUUCGUAG